UGGGGGGGGGGACCCUCCGCACCUGCGGGGCGCCAGGCUCGCGGACGUGCACCGCCCUCUCCUUUCCUGCUGGUUUUGGACUUUGAUGCUCCAAAGAGCCCCCUGCAGAAGCCGGGGAACCUCCAGGCCCUUGGCCUGACUCCGGUUCGCUGCAGCUGGAGGAGACAAGAGUCUGCCUUUUCAGGCCCCCCAUCCCCCACCGCCACGUCCACUUUGAGAUAAGACGACUAGAGUAGCCUGGGACCCGCUGCCCGAAAUGCGGGCGCCCCUGGGUCUGGAGAGAGAGAAAUCCAGCGGAAAACGCGGUGCGGGCGGCGCGAAGCCUGCGCAUCCGCGCACACCUGUGCCGGGCCACGCGGACCUACCUGGGCGGCGAAUGCAGCUAGCCCGUUGACGGAUCGGUUGCAUUUAUCACCAGCAAAAGUCCAGUGCUACCUGGGGAGAACCUGAAGUUCUCAUUUGAGACAUCUCGUUUGAAAUUUCUCGUUUGAAAAUGUAAUUGCGAAAGAGGAGGGGAAAUCUACUCAGCUUUAUGUUGUGACUGAUCAGGUCUUGAGUUUUCAUGUCGAAGUUCUUUAUUAUUUUAGAGCUUCUAAGUUUUCAGGGAUCGUUUAAGGCAGAUGGUGGGGGAAAAAAUGCAUCAUUGUUCACGGCUGUGUAAAGCAACAUUGAAAAAUGACAGUUUUUCCAGUUUCCUGUUUGCAGAAAGAGAUUGAAAUAAGGUUACUAUGUACCAGUACGCAAGUCUAAGAUAAGUUAUUUAAUGGUUGCAGGAAGGCUCUGUCCAUUUAGUGUAAAUCAUUCUUCCUGAAAUAUCUCUGAAAAACCGGUUCCCCUGGAUUUUGAAACUGCCGUCUUAUAAAUGCAGUUGCAAGUUGAUAUUAUAUGUAAUAUCAGAGAAAACCAGCGGUGCUGCUGGUUGAUCCUGAAAUGAGGCUGCAGCCCAGCGUAAGUAGGAAAAAGCACUCCCUAAAAACGUUUGUUUCGGAGCCUCAGGACCCAAACCACACUUUAUGAGUUGUGUUCCAUAAGCUUUGGUUAAGUCUGCGGUUUGGAACUCUUGACUCUUAUUUCGUAAUCUGUAAACUGGUUUGUUCCAGGACCAGGUAAAAAUAAAUAAAUAAUAAUUAAAAGCCUUUUCUGCCUGCAGUUGUAUGUUGAGUACAGUUACAGUAUUAAUAAUUUAUAGAACCUAACAACCUCCCAGAAGAAAAACGUUUUCUGAGUUCAACCUCGGGGUGCUGUGCUUGAGAAUCAGAGAGACCCUUCCUUCUUGCCCUGGCACCUGCUUCCACCUUCUUCCUGUCUGGCCGUCAGGGUGAGGGAGGGCCCCAGGGCCAGAGCCCCAUUGGAGAGACUUUGUUCAGCCUCGAUAACAGCGUGGCUUCCAGGAAGCUGUACAAAGGGGAACCAGGUUAUUGAACCUCUUUGAAUCUAGAGCCUUGUAGAAUUGUUCUGCAGAUUUGAGACCAUAAGUAGCAAAACAAAUGAGCUCCUCGGUAACCUCUACCAAAGUGGCUGUGAAUGGUGUCCAUUUGCAUUAUCAGCAGACUGGAGAGGGAGAGCAUGCAGUCCUGCUGCUUCCUGGAAUGUUGGGAAGUGGAAAGACUGAUUUUGGACCCCAGAUUAAGAACCUGAAUAAGAAGCUCUUCACGGUGGUUGCCUGGGAUCCUCGAGGAUAUGGACAUUCCAGACCCCCAGAUCGAGAUUUCCCAAUGGAUUUUUUGGAAAGGGAUGCAAAAGAUGCUGUUGAUUUGAUGAAGACGCUGAACUUUAAGAAAGUGUCUCUGCUGGGGUGGAGUGAUGGUGGAAUUACAGCACUCAUUGCAGCUGCAAAAUACCCAUUGUACAUCAACAAGAUGGUGAUCUGGGGAGCUAAUGCCUACGUGACUGAUGAAGAUGAGAAGAUUUAUCAAGGUAUCCGAGAUGUUUCUAAAUGGAGUGAGAAAACAAGAAAACCUCUCGAAACCUUAUAUGGCUAUGACUACUUUGCCAAGACCUGUGAGAAGUGGGUGGAUGGCAUGCAACAAUUUAAACAUCUUCCAGAUGGGAAUAUCUGCAGGCACCUGCUGCCCCUGGUUCAGUGCCCCACCUUAAUCGUGCACGGGGAGAAGGAUCCUCUGGUCCCCCGUCCCCACGUCGACUUCAUACACAAACACGUGAAAGGGUCGCGGUUGCAUCUGAUGCCAGAAGGCAAGCACAACCUCCAUCUGCGCUUUGCAGAUGAAUUCAAUAAGUUAGUAGAAGACUUCCUACAGUAAAAAUGCCCGAGAACCGCAGGAACCUGAUGAUGCCUUACUGUGGAAUCACCUGUUGGUGAGCCUCUUGCUGUCAUUCCUCAGCUCACCUGCUUUCCCAUACUUUCUACUCCUCCCUGCAAACUGCUCCCAAAUAGAAAUAAUGACAUUAAAACAUCCUCUAGGGGUACCUGGUGGCUCAGUGA
Molecule: messenger RNA, 2443 nt
Organism: Canis lupus familiaris (dog)
Lineage: Eukaryota; Metazoa; Chordata; Mammalia; Carnivora; Canidae
Gene: BPHL
Product: biphenyl hydrolase like
Exons: 7
Coding region: 1488-2261 (257 amino acids)
Source: RefSeq, a predicted model, not a curated record